This is a messenger RNA of Plasmodium knowlesi strain H, 3159 nucleotides long. RefSeq names its product conserved Plasmodium protein, unknown function. The record is from RefSeq and is a predicted model, not a curated record. Lineage: Eukaryota; Apicomplexa; Aconoidasida; Haemosporida; Plasmodiidae. Bases 1 to 3159 code for a protein of 1052 amino acids. The transcript has a single exon.
AUGGAGGUACUGCAAAACAUGCAACGAAUGGACAGGCGGAUUAUGGAAAUUAGAAAUUUGCGAAAAUUGAUGGACGAUAAGCUAGACAUUGACCUUACGGUGGACGUGGGAAAUUACAUGAACGCGCUAGCCAAUUUACACAUUUUGGAAAAAAAAAAAAAAAAUUCCCAACUGGUGGUAAGCUCGGAGGAGCUCAGAAGUUGCGGCAAUAAAAAGGGCCGAAGGAAAUCGAGAAAUAGCGUCUCGUCAAAUAUGGGUGGACGAGGAAGGAACAACGGAAAUAGGAAUAACAAGUCGAACGGAAAUGGAGGGCGUCGUGAUGGGGGCCGCGCCGGAGGAAGCGGCGGGUACAGUGGAGGAAACGGCGACGAUAAUAACAAUCGUGACGACCGCGGCGACCGCGGUGACCGUGAAGACCGUGAUGACCGUGAUAGCGAUGAGGAGGAAAAGGAAACCCCCAAAAAUAACGACGACGAAGACAGUGACAAACCCAAGAAGGUGAAGAAUAAAAAAGAAGAAGGCGAAUCCGAAGGAGCUGAUGAAGGUGGAGAAGAAGCCUCCGAAGGGGUAGACGAAUUAACCGAGGAAACGCGCGAUGAUGCGGGUGAAGUGACUCAAACGAAGGAUCUCGAGCAGAUAAAGUUGUUGCCGGAUAUACAGUUGCUCGGGGCCCCCGAAAAUUUGAAUUCACAGAUGAGCGAAGAAGAAGCAAUGGAAAAAACAACGAACAUUGUUGAAGACAACGACAUAAUUAACAUGAUUAACGACAACGCGUCGUCCAUUCGAGAGUACAGUUUUGAGGAUACGCACAUCAAGGCGUGUCUGUUAGAGAACAACACGGGGGUGCAGAGGUUAUCGCCAGAGGAGGCUCGAAAGAUCGGGAAGAAUACCGUAAGCAACCCUUUUACGGCGAGCAGUUGUGCAGGAGAAACGGACGAGCAGUACGUACGAGUAGAAAGUCUUGGGGAUAGCGCUGUUGGCGUGAUUAACCUCGAUGAGUGUGACACAAUGCAAAGAGAGGAAGAGAACUUUGCAUCCUCCCAGUUCAAGCGCUACAAGACCGAGGCCAUCAACAAGUGCAUCCAAAGACAACAGACAAAGAUAAAGCUGAACAAUGUUUUGGACGAGUUGAUGGUAAAAAACCCACACCAUGUUGAAUACCCCCAGGGAGAAAAUUCGGAAGAGAAUAUAUUAUAUGAAGGAGACAAGAACAAUGGUUUGGAAAGAGAAAAUGAGAACUCUCAUCCACAUAAUCAGCAACACGAAAACUACAGCAAGAACUAUGACCAGAAAUAUAGCGACUUUAUCAAACACUACGUAACGAACGUUGGGAAUUUUUACAGAGAUGUGGCCAAACCACAAGUUGAAAAAAUGAUGAAUGCACAAUCACAAUCCUUUGGACUAAGACACCUAUAUAAAAGUGCAGGAGAUUCAUCGUACGGAUAUGGUAGUUCCGAAUUGAAUAGAUCAUUGUCUACCUGUAUGGAAGAUGGAGAUACGAAGAGGGAAAUGGACGACUGCAACUUGACAAAUUACCUGACUUGUUCAGGCGACAAGGAAAUAAAUAGAUAUUUCGAAGAAAACAUGAACUGCAUGGCUACACCCCUGGCAGAAAUGAAAAAGUACAUGCCUAACCACUUGGGGUAUUACGAGAAUUUUAAUUACUCCAAGGCGCUGGAAUCGCUGGGGAAUUACAGCUGUACGAAUGCCAAGGAAUACCUCUCAAAUUACGACUGUGUGAAUAGCGCGCGCGCGUUUGUAGAAGAGAAUUCCUGCGGGACGCGCCUGGCACGCCUGACGGAGCAAGUCAAUCUGGAAAAUGUGCGAAAGCAAGUUAAUCUGGAAAAUGUGAGAAAGCACGUCAAUAUGGAAAAUGUGAGAAAGCACGUCAAUAUGGAGAACGUUCGAAAGCACAUAAAUAUGGAAAAUGUGAGAAAGCACGUGAAUCUGCCUUCCAUGGUCAAGCGCAUCAACAUAAGGAGCGUCGCUGAGCGGAUCAACGUGGAGCAACUAAAGCAACGCCUAGACGCAGAGGGCCUUCUGAACGCACAGUUCUUCGAUGGAAAUUACAACAUACUGGGAGACGCCUACAGAAAUUAUGUGAACAAGUACAUCGAGGAAAUGAAGAAAUCCCUGCAUCAACAGAAGGAGCACUACACACAAAACGCCAACUGCAAUGCACACUUCAUGAACAACGGUUUUGUCAAACUAGCUGCAAGUAAUCUUCGUAAUCUAGGUCAAGCCUAUUUCAAAAAUAGAAAGGAAUUCAACUGGAAUAACCAUAAGAAGUACAUUGCAUUUCAUCAUAGGAAAUAUGUGGGGUUGUUAGAUGAAUGUUAUAAGAGGAGAGUUCAGUCUGUGAAGAAAAAAAUUAAGGUGAACAAGGAAUUUUUCGACAACUACUUUAGAGCGUGCACUAUUGACUGCAACAGUAACUCGUACAUGGGUUCAAAUGAUCUAUCCAGAAGUGCUAUUUCUCUUUUUGACUAUGGAAACAUAGAGGUAAAUUCGCUCGAACAGACGAAUUCUCUAAAUAUAGGCGAUAUGCAUCUCCCCUCCUUAUUUAAGGGUUCAGGUUCUUCGUCCAACUUGAACAUGGUAAAUAGUAGCAGUGACUCAGAAAUGGUAGAGAGCGUGUACGGCAAGUCGGAGGAAGGGGCAAACAGCAGAUGCAACCGAGACAUGGCCACUGAGGAAGGUGAAGAUGCAUACGGGGAUACGUACGAAAAUGUUGAUGUGGACGAUGAACAAGUGAAUAUCCCCUGUUUUCCACAGAAGGAAAACAGAUUGAAACAUUUGAAGUCGGUCAUGGCAGACAGUGGAGGAAUCGAAAGCGAUAUCAUAUAUGAUCAAAAGAAAAAUAUCUUCUUCGACAUGAACGACAAUGCUUAUGUACACGUUAAGGGAAAUUUAUAUUUUAACGCAAAGGACAAAUUAUUUUACGAAAUUGACUAUGUCGAUGAUUUCUCCUACGAAAACCUCAGGAAGGGAUUCCUUCAAAUGGGGCAUUUCCUAGUCACUGAGAAGUAUGCCCCCUGCAAACUUAUCAUGCGACUGUGCACACAGUUUAAUUCGUUCAUGUACAACUUACUCGGGUUGCGCAAGUACAACGUUUUUUACGCGGACCAGGAGAACCUCGUCGAAAUUAUCAUCAAGUGA